Fundulus heteroclitus (mummichog) is the source of this 2111-nucleotide messenger RNA. It is a transcript of the gene ddx59, whose product is annotated as DEAD (Asp-Glu-Ala-Asp) box polypeptide 59. The coding region runs from base 146 to 2026 and encodes 626 amino acids. The record is from RefSeq and is a predicted model, not a curated record. Lineage: Eukaryota; Metazoa; Chordata; Actinopteri; Cyprinodontiformes; Fundulidae. The transcript has 8 exons. Gene Ontology annotation, molecular function: nucleic acid binding; RNA helicase activity; ATP binding.
UUCCCACAUUGCAGUGCGAAUUUGCGUCAUCACCGCGCGUCGGUAGUUGUUUUGAACCGUUGGGUGGAAGAUUCGACGCGGCUCGUGGAAGAAGUGUUUUUAAUGUGAACGCCUUGUACCAAAGCACCUCAUUUCCGCCGUUUAGAUGUUUAUGCCAAGAGCGCUGAAGGUAAAGAGACCUGCCCAGGGACCAGCCCAUGGCUUGAAUAAGAAGAGCAAGGCUGAACAAGAGGAUCGCGACCAAGACGACCCGCAGGCAUCUUCACGAUCAGAGGAACCACGCGAAGACCCAAAAACGCCUGAAGACACAGGUGAACAUCUGACAGAGAGAGCAACAUGUGCAUCUGGAGCCCAGUCCUCAGAUGACGAUGAUGAUGAUGAUGAAGAAGAAGAGCCAGUCAAGUCUUUCAGAAAGAGCCAGAGAUGGCCCGAGCCUGGAGAACCUGUGUGCGUGAUGUGCGGCCGCUAUGGGGAGUACAUAUGCGAUGCCACUGAUAAUGACGUCUGCAGUCUUGAAUGCAAAGCCAACCACUUACUCCAGAUGGGGAUCAGAGCUGGGGAUCAUGCCUUUGACGUCAAGGACGAAAACACCGAGAACAGGACCCCCGAAGCUCGCCCCCCGGCAGCGAACACGGGGGCAAACGAAGCAGGCUAUUCCUACAGGGAAGACCCGUUCAUAUCCGGCCUCGCCGACGAACAGGUGGAGCGAAUCAGAUCGGAGCUUGGCAUUAAAGCCGAGGGGAGAGACGUCAGAAGGCCCAUCGUCGAGUUCGAACACUGCGGCUUCCCGCCGGCGUUGAGCGGCAACCUGAAAAAGGCCGGUUACGAGGCGCCCACGCCGGUCCAGAUGCAGAUGGUGCCUGUUGGCCUCACCGGCAGGGAUGUGAUCGCCAGCGCUGACACUGGGUCGGGGAAGACCGUCGCUUUCCUGCUGCCUGUGGUUGUGAGAGCCCUGGAGGGGGCAGCUCACGGCGUGCGCAGCCCAUUGGCUCUGGUCCUGACUCCCACCAGAGAGCUGGCCAUACAGAUAGAGAGACAGGCCAAGGAGCUGGUGAUGAGAAUCCCUAACAUGAGAACGGCACUGCUUGUGGGAGGGAUGCCUCUUCCUCCGCAGCUGCACCGCCUCAAGAGCAGCAUCAAAAUUGUUAUCGCCACGCCUGGGAGGCUCAUUGAAAUCCUGAAGCAGAAAGAACUUCAACUUGACAAAGUAAAGAUCUUGGUGGUUGACGAGGUUGACACCAUGUUGAAGAUGGGCUUCCAGCAGCAGGUGCUGGAGGUUCUGGAGCACGUCCCAGAGGAGCACCAGACCCUGCUGGCCUCGGCCACCAUCCCGGAAGGGACAGAGGAGCUGGCCGCCCGGCUAGUCCGCGACCCCGUGCGCAUUGCCAUCGGCGAGAAGAACCAGCCGUGCGCCAACGUCAGGCAGAUCCUGCUGUGGGUGGAGGAGCCCUCUAAGAAGAAGAAGCUGUUUGAAAUCCUUAACGAUAACAAACUGUUCCAGCCUCCGGUCGUGGUGUUUGUGGACUGUAAGCUGGGCGCCGAUCUCCUGUGCGAGGCAGUUGCCAAGGUGACGGGCCUAACCACUGUGGCCAUCCACUCUGACAAGAACCAGAGGGAGCGCAACCGCAUCCUUAAGGGUCUUCUGGAUGGAGACUUUGAAGUGGUGAUCAGUACGGGCGUGCUGGGCAGAGGACUCGACCUCGUCAACGUGAGAUUGGUGGUUAACUUCGACAUGCCGAACACGAUGGACGAGUAUGUGCACCAGGUGGGGAGGGCCGGAAGGCUGGGCCACAGAGGAACAGCCAUCACCUUCCUGAACAACAACAACAAACGGCUGUUCCUGGAGGUGGUGAACAGGGUUAAACCCACCGGGUCCAUCCUGCCCCCUCAGCUCCUAAACUCGCCACACCUCUAUGAACAACAGAAGAGGGAACGUCAGAAGACCAAGAUGCGACCCGACGACACUCUGGUUACUAAAAACAACCUCUUAGACAUCAUAAAGAAACAUGACCGUCGGAAGAAGUAGCACUGGGACUUUCUGUUUAUUAUGAAGAUAUUAAAUGGUUAGUUUGUGUAUUGUUUCAUAAAUAAAAAUGGAUAUCAAAGAUAAA